Molecule: messenger RNA, 291 nt
Organism: Thelazia callipaeda (thelaziosis nematode)
Lineage: Eukaryota; Metazoa; Nematoda; Chromadorea; Rhabditida; Thelaziidae
Source: the annotation of a GenBank genome assembly
AUGCUAGUUUUGUACAGAUUAAAAUUAAUACUUUUCAAAAUUUAUUGCUUUUUGCAGGAACGACGAGCACACGAAUUGACAAAACUUGAAUUGCAAAAAUUACAGAAGUACUUUGAAAUGGUACCAAAUUACAAUUUUAUUAUUUUGUUAUUUUAUUGUGUCCUUGUUCUCUUCACUACCAUUGUGAAUGUAAUACUGAAUAUACUUAUAAUCCCUAAUAAUCUUAUUUAUAUUCAAACCUUUACCGAAAGAAAAGUUGUUAUAUUUAAUAUGAAAACCACUCUACCAUAA